Schistocerca americana (American grasshopper) is the source of this 540-nucleotide messenger RNA. RefSeq names its product odorant receptor 43a-like. The record is from RefSeq and is a predicted model, not a curated record. The transcript is spliced from 5 exons. Gene Ontology annotation, cellular component: plasma membrane. Gene Ontology annotation, molecular function: odorant binding; olfactory receptor activity. Lineage: Eukaryota; Metazoa; Arthropoda; Insecta; Orthoptera; Acrididae. Bases 15 to 494 code for a protein of 159 amino acids. Gene Ontology annotation, biological process: detection of chemical stimulus involved in sensory perception of smell; sensory perception of smell.
UGUCAGAUGAAGAGAUGUGUCUACUGUUGGUGAAGAACAUUCAGCAUCAUCAGGUAAUAAUCAGGUCUGUACUCCUCUUGCAGAACAUAAUGAGCGAGUCAAUUUCAAUCCUCCUUUUCGUCAAUAUGGUUGAUCUGUGUGCCUGCAUAUUUGUGAGUGCUGUGCUGUUGCAGAGAGACGGGAACGUGACAAAGGCGCUGAAGACACUGUCGGUGAUACCUCCUCUCUUGUUCGAAACAGGCAUCUACUGUAUCUUCGGUCAAAUCCUUACUGAUCAGAGUGAAAAACUGUCCGACUCUGCCAUCAGCUGUGGAUGGGUCGACUGCAAUGAGCGAUUCAAGCGUGAUUUCCUGGUUUUCCUCAUAUCCACUAGCAAGCCUUUGGAAAUCACGGUGGGCAAGAUGAGCAAGUUAUCUAAGCAAAUGUUUGUGCAGGUGCUGAAUGGAUCAUAUGGACUGCUGAAUUUGCUCUAUCACUUUCAAAGCACUGAGUAACUUGUUACUACACAUAAUGUAAAAGCAAACACAGACCAGAGUUUAU